UCCUCACGGUUCACGAUUUAGAGAGAGAGAGAGAGGCCAGUAAAAGAAAACAAGGGAGGGAAGAUUAAUGGCGUCCACCACCUUGUUCUCCACCUCAGCGCCAUCGUCCUUCGUCCAGAAACACCACCACCACAACCAUGUCCCAUCUCAUCAAUAUUUCCAGGGGCUGAGGCCCAUAAAGACCACGGAUGCGUCUCUCCUGGGACUGAGCAAGAAGGAGGCGACAGCCCAACCGAGUUCGUCAUCCUUGGCCGGCAGCAGUGGCCGUAAGAGUUCGAAAUCAUACAAGAGAGGGAUAUGCAGAGCGGAGCUGAACCCGUCGUUGGUGAUAAGCCUAAGCACGGGGCUGUCGCUGUUCCUGGGGAGGUUUGUGUUCUUCAACUUCCAGAGGGAGAACGUGGCGAAACAGGGGCUUCCAGAACAGAAUGGGAUGACCCACUUCGAGGCAGGGGACACCAGGGCCAAGGAGUAUGUGAGCCUCCUCAAAUCUAACGAUCCCGUCGGCUUCAACAUCGUCGACGUCCUCUCUUGGGGCUCCAUCGGCCACAUCGUUGCCUACUACAUCCUCGCUACUUCCAGUAACGGAUAUGACCCCAAGUUCUUCGAUUGAUCGAUGGAUCCAUCCAAUACAAUUUUCCAUAAUCUUCGUUUACCCUUCAAUUUUACUCUCUACGUUUUUUUUUUUUUUUUUUUUUUUUUAUUUAUUUAUUAUUAAUCUUUGAAAUCAGUCUUCUUUUUCAAGUUCGUUCAAAUAUCCCCAACUCUCGUCGAUGCUUGUUUCUCUACUUUAAUGAAGGAAUUACUACUGUAUGUGCUCUAUUCUGUACAGCGCCGGAAGAACUUGGAUCCUUUACUUAUCUGGCGUUUUUUUUUUUAUUCCCUGUAUAUUUGCUAAUGAACUGCCCAAGUCUCGUCUGUUCUCAUCAUUGUUUUUUUUUCCCUGUAUAUUUGCUAAUGAACUGCCCAAGUUUCAUCUGUUCUCAUCA
Molecule: messenger RNA, 986 nt
Organism: Macadamia integrifolia
Lineage: Eukaryota; Viridiplantae; Streptophyta; Magnoliopsida; Proteales; Proteaceae
Product: photosystem I reaction center subunit V, chloroplastic-like
Exons: 1
Coding region: 68-610 (180 amino acids)
Biological process (GO): photosynthesis
Cellular component (GO): photosystem I; chloroplast thylakoid membrane
Source: RefSeq, a predicted model, not a curated record